Molecule: messenger RNA, 2226 nt
Organism: Angiostrongylus costaricensis
Lineage: Eukaryota; Metazoa; Nematoda; Chromadorea; Rhabditida; Metastrongylidae
Source: the annotation of a GenBank genome assembly
AUGUCGUCGUCUGAUGGAAAUAACACACCGAGUCCGUCAAGUGUAGCUUCAUCAUCACAACAACAACCACUAGAUAAAGAAUACGAAGAAAUGAAUGGAUUUUAUGGUGGCGUAUUCAUCCGGUACGACCUCGUUUCGGGUUUGCUGCUGAGCGCAUUACCCACAAGUUCGUCUUCACAACUGCAGAUACCAGCUGUCACUAAGAACUCUAUGAAACGAGAAUCACCGCAAUUAAAAGCGGAAGGCAUCGUUAGGACCAGUACUCCAAAAACGUUAACUCCGCCUACAUCCAUAUCAGAAUGGCAACUGCUAGCAGUGCUACAGCGCGCCAAUCUUGUACAGUACUACGAUAUGUUCAUAUCACAAGGUAAGAAUAAUGAAACAUGCAAGAAACCGAUAACUUCGGUAACUACAAAUAGUUCAAAGUGCUUGGGCGUCACUUAUUUGAUGCAUGAUGGUUCGUGCCCCAAAAGGAACACCUAUGUUCACUCCAACGCUGGUGGCCUUAUGAAAUUGGCUAUCGUUGCUCGUGCAUCUCGACUUAUGCCAUCAAGCCAACGGCAACUUGUAGAGUUCUCAAAAGAUCAAACAACCUUCAACCUAGCCGCCAUACAACAUAUCGGUCCGCCGCCGGUGUCUCCGUAUGCGCUCGGUGGUCCCGACAUGUCUUUCUUAAUGCCUGGAUUCGCGGCGACGUUAACAAAUCUGUCGUCCACAUCACCCGGAUUGACAGCGACGUCGACGGAAAAUACGUCGCCUCAAAAUGGGAACGUCACUCACAACUCGGUACCGUUGGCCAUUGAGCUCUCCGCUGCUGUGCUCGGUACUAUGGCCACUUCUGUCACAAUCAACAACAGAAGUUGCGUCGGCGACUUCAGUGCUGGAAGCGCUCCCAUCCCACCAGCAGCACCUGGAGGAACCGCAAACGUGGUUCGCGGCGAAUUUCUACCGGCCUUCGGGCAAGGAUCGAUUAACGUUACCGGUGAAGAGAAAGAGAGGUCGUCCAGCCCUCUUUCAAUAGGUGGAGACUUCGUGUCUUUGGGAGACUAUGAUCCAAAUACUGCAUUAUGCGAUUCGCCUGUCUUGUCCGAUGCGCAGAUUCGUCGUCUUUCGACUUGUGCGAUGGCGAUAUGCCAGAAAAUUCCACGACUGCCUCCGAAGCUCGUACAGAAUAAGAAGCGAGUUUCAAAAGAAGUUCUUGACCUUCUUUCUGCUAGCGCCGACGCGCCGAAUCGUCUCGCUGACUAUCGCAAAUACUCAGCGAUCUAUGGGCGUUUUGAUGCAAAAAGAAAGCCGGACAAGACGGAUACACUAGUAGCGGCAAGUAUGAAGUACACAGAUGACUUCGUACUACACGGUCUUUCGUUCCAUGAGGUCUCAGUUAACGAAGCCGCUGCUCAACUAUGUCUUAUCAUGCCGUCACUGCUAACCAGACGCGACGAAUUAUUUCCGCUAGCGCGGCAGGUUGUGAAGGAUGCUGGAUAUCACUAUGCUAAAGCGAGUCGUAAACGAGGCCUUGAUCAUAUUGAUUCACAUUCACCACAAAGUAGUCCAACUUACAGCCCGUGUCUUGGCGACGAUAAUGACGUAGAUGUGGAUAGUGUGUUCGGAUCGUCGACAGUGAAGCAGUCUGACGAGAAAAGAAAAAAAUCUGAUACAGACGGCGAAGAAGACAGAAAUAGUCAAACAAGUUAUCGCAUCAUGAGAAAAUUUCCAAAAAGCUUUCAAAAAUGGUUGAAUGCAAGCGGCACCCAUUCAGGCUGCUUUCUGAAUGAAUGGGAGGGUAAGAAAUGGAUGGAGAAGCCACAUAAAGCGGUGACCGAAAGCGCAAUGCAAGUGAUCGCCUACGCCCAUCUUGGUUCGACAAUUCGUCAAUGUUCGUGUGCUGAAGACAGAGAAUGUGUGAAAUCCAUGGAAGAACAGUAUUACAGGCCUUGCAAUGCUAUAACAAAUGUUGGCCUGUCUUCUCCCAGCUGCGUGAAAACUGAGCGAGGACCGCAAAUCCCUCAAGUGGAUUUACGAAGGUUGUUCACCAUUGGCGAGCAACAAUUGAACGCCACCAGUGCAGAAGUGCUGAAUAGCGAUUUGAUUGCUAAUAUACGUUGUCAGCCAUUAAUCACUAAAAAUAAUCUUCGUAGUGCGUUGCGGUCUUGUCUUGCAACGAUUGACUGGAAACAAAGCAUAGCUGAUCUAUGUCAUUGCGCACAAGAUGUUGGGUUCAGGUAA